AUGGACUACGUCAUGAAACAGCGUAAUAUUUAUAAAAUAAUCACCAAUACACCAAUAGUCUGUCUGUAAUAAAGAUAUGUGAUGCAUCUUGCUAAGGAAAGAUUAUAACAAGAAGCUGUAAAUACACGUAAACAUGUAUUUCCGUAAUUCUACCAGAAUUUGUGUAAUUUUUCUAUAUGUUUUAUUUGUUUAUUUUGCUAGAAUUAAAGCAUUAGAUGAGGGAGCAGAAUGCAAUAUACCAAACGGACAAAACGGCUUGUGCACGCCUAUACCAAAAUGCCAAUUUGUCCUGAAUUUACUUAAACCAAAAUUAUUAUCCAAAGAAACUGUUACUUUUUUACAAGCUUUAAAAUGCGGUAAUGUUGGAAGUACAGUACUUGUUUGUUGUCCAAGUUCAAAUGUAAGGUCACCAACAAAUCCAGACGAGCCUAUUGGUCCUGAGCCUAAUAUAGAUUCUUCUGGGGAAAAACCUUCUGGAUUACUGGCUCCUCCAGAGUGUGGCCUUAGUCCCCUUUCUACACCAAAAAUUGUUGGUGGAAUUAAUGCCCAUUUAGGGGACUUCCCAUGGAUGGUUGCCUUAGGUUUUAAAAAUACGAGAAAUCCACAGCAACCGCGAUGGCUAUGCGGUGGUACGUUGAUCACCAAGAAUCACGUUCUAACAGCAGCUCACUGUGUUCGUGAUGACCUAUAUUUGGCGCGCGUUGGUGAAAUAAAUCUGUACAAAGACGAUGACGGAGCACAUCCUGUGGAUAUUCCAAUUGCGAAAAGGAUUGUUCAUGAAGGUUAUGCGCAAAAUAGGUAUCUUUUCGAUAUCGCAAUACUUGUGUUGUCUAGGAACAUCGAUGGCAUCGAAAAUACUGGUCCAAUAUGUCUUCCUUGGGAAUCAGACUUACGAACUAUGUCAUAUUUAAACCAUCAUUUGUACAUAACUGGAUGGGGUUCAACGAUACAUCGUGGGCCAACCACAGAUGUAUUACAGGUCACAAAUGUACCUAUUAUUGAGAACAGUCGUUGUAAAGAACAAUAUACUGGAUUGAGUGAUAUAAAUGACACAGUUUUAUGUGCUGGUGUUGGGAAAAAAGAUGCUUGUGGUGGGGACUCUGGAGGUCCUUUGAUGUAUGGCAAAAAAACAGAUGAUAAUGAGAUAGGGUUUUAUCUUGUAGGGGUUAUUUCAUAUGGAAGCGGUUGUGCCAAUCCAAACUAUGCUGGCGUGUAUGCCAGAGUGACAUUUUUUAUUGACUGGAUUCGAGAACAUAUCAUUUAGUUUUUUAAUCCUCUGUAAAAUAAUAAAAGAAAAAAAUUAUGACAGUAAUACUAUUGUUAAUUAAAAAAAUAAGUAUCAUUAUUUAUUUCCUAUUGUUACAUACAUUUCAGAAUUAA
This is a messenger RNA of Sitophilus oryzae (rice weevil), 1380 nucleotides long. Its product is annotated as venom protease-like. The transcript is spliced from 8 exons. The record is from RefSeq and is a predicted model, not a curated record. Gene Ontology annotation, molecular function: serine-type endopeptidase activity. Gene Ontology annotation, biological process: proteolysis. Bases 134 to 1264 code for a protein of 376 amino acids. NCBI's taxonomy places the organism in Eukaryota, Metazoa, Arthropoda, Insecta, Coleoptera, Curculionidae.